Messenger RNA from Colletotrichum gloeosporioides, 702 nucleotides. Its product is annotated as Methyltransferase trt5. The record is from RefSeq and is a predicted model, not a curated record. NCBI's taxonomy places the organism in Eukaryota, Fungi, Ascomycota, Sordariomycetes, Glomerellales, Glomerellaceae. The transcript is spliced from 2 exons. Bases 1 to 702 code for a protein of 233 amino acids.
AUGAAUGUGGAUCAACAAUCACUUGUACUUGGGGAUAGCGACACAUCGGCUCCAUGGUACACCACUCGCGUUGGAAUCGAUGUUCUGGAAAAUGCGAGAGACAUUCUGGAGACGUAUGCGCGGGUUUCCCCAGAAAAUGUGGAAGCCCAUGUGUUGACACUGCGGGAUAAAAUCUGGAGUGUCUUCCCGUACCCAUGCAUUGGCCGCUUCUCCUUUUUGGAUUUCUACCUGCAUCGCAUGCCUCUUUAUAGUUCUCUUGUCAAUCGACUUAAGGAACCCAACGCCAAGCAUUUAGACGUUGCGUGCUGUGUUGGACAGGACAUACGCAAGUUAGUUUACGAUGGCGUUCCUUCAGAAAACAUUGUUGGCGUGGAAAUUGAGAAGGGUUUUAUUGACGCUGGCCACGAGCUGUUUCGAGACAAACAAUCCCUCCACACGAAAUUCGUCGUAGCUGACAUUGUCGACGAUAAAGAUAGUGUCCUCGAGGCCAUGGCUUGUCAGUUUGACUCUGCUCACCUUGGAAUGUGUUUACAUCUAUGGGAUCGGGAGGAUCAGCUGAAGGCGUUGCGCAGAGUUAUUCGCCUACUAAAGUCAGAGUCUGGUGUGGCUAUUUUGGGUCACACCAUAGGACAUGUCGAAGGUAUUGAGGUGUCUCUGGGAAUGAACGGAAAGCCCAGUUUGAGGCAUAACUUGCGAACAUAG